Messenger RNA from Pochonia chlamydosporia 170, 2472 nucleotides. Its product is annotated as E3 ubiquitin--protein ligase pub1. Gene Ontology annotation, biological process: ubiquitin-dependent protein catabolic process. Lineage: Eukaryota; Fungi; Ascomycota; Sordariomycetes; Hypocreales; Clavicipitaceae. Gene Ontology annotation, molecular function: protein binding; ubiquitin protein ligase activity. Bases 1 to 2472 code for a protein of 823 amino acids. The record is from RefSeq and is a predicted model, not a curated record. The transcript has 7 exons.
AUGAGCGCCCGCACUGAAUCGGGGCUUCCAAGCAAGCCGAACCUUCGCGUCACCAUCAUUGCCGCGGAUGGCCUAUACAAGAGAGAUGUUUUUAGAUUUCCCGAUCCCUUCGCCGUGGCGACCAUCAAUGGCGAACAAACCAAGACCACCACCGUCAGCAAGCGGACGCUGAACCCAUACUGGAACGAAAGUUUUGACUUUCGAGCAAAUGAGGGCAGCAUCUUGGCAGUCCAAGUAUUCGAUCAGAAGAAGUUCAAAAAGAAGGACCAAGGGUUCCUUGGUGUCAUCAAUAUCAGGGUUGGAGAUGUCAUACCGGAUCUUGGCCCCGACUCUGACGACCAGAUGCUCACGAGAGAUCUCAAAAAGUCGACCGAUAAUCUCGUCGUUCACGGAAAACUCAUCAUCAACCUCUCAUGUAACCUGAGCACUCCAGCACGUGGCGGACAGGCAUCCAGCAGUCGACCUGCCCUAACCGUUCCCGGUGCAUCCAGCUCGUCUGCACUAUCUGCACCUGAUGGGAGACCUAGCUCAUCCAUGUCAAACCAGAAUGGUAUUCCUCCUGGUCCUCAGCUGACUUUGCCCCAUCAUCCGCCUCUUGUCAGCUCAAAUUCUACACCUGCUCCAGCUGUCAACGGCUCGAGUUCGUCACGGCCGACCAGCCAAUUGAGUCCUUUUGAGGACAACCAAGGUCGACUUCCAGCUGGCUGGGAAAGACGAGAAGAUAACCUAGGACGAACAUACUACGUCGACCACAACACACGCACAACUAGCUGGAAUCGCCCGACUGCCAAUGGCGGCGCCGAGACCCGAGAACGGGAAGCCGCUACAGCAGUCGAACGACAGCGGCAUCAGAAUCGUACUCUGCCCGAAGACAGGACAGGCACCAGCUCGCCGACUCCGUCGCAGCAGCAGCAGGGUGGUUCUCAGCCAGGAGGCGGUAGUCCGACUGGCCCUAGCAGCCCUUCCAAUGCCAACGCCAACACAACGGUCAUGCACACCGGUGCCACCAGUCCUGGCACGGGAGAACUACCACCAGGAUGGGAACAAAGAUGGACGCCUGAGGGCCGUCCCUAUUUCGUUGACCACAAUACCAGAACAACCACUUGGGUUGACCCGCGUCGUCAGCAGUAUAUUCGAAUGUAUGGCGGCCAAAACAAUACGAAUGGUCAAAUUCAACAGCAACCCGUGUCACAGCUGGGUCCCCUGCCAAGCGGAUGGGAAAUGCGACUCACUAACACGGCUCGCGUGUACUUUGUCGACCAUAACACCAAGACGACCACGUGGGAUGAUCCCCGUCUGCCUUCAUCCCUGGAUCAAAACGUACCUCAAUAUAAGCGAGACUUCAGACGCAAGCUCAUCUAUUUCCGAUCUCAACCCGCUAUGCGCAUCCUCAGUGGUCAAUGCCACAUCAAAGUCCGUCGCGAGCACAUUUUCGAGGAUUCUUUUGCUGAGAUUACACGUCAAUCCGCCACGGACUUGAAGAAACGAUUGAUGAUCAAGUUUGACGGAGAAGAUGGUUUGGAUUACGGUGGUCUGUCUCGAGAGUUCUUCUUCCUGUUGUCUCACGAGAUGUUUAACCCAUUCUACUGCCUUUUCGAAUACUCUGCGCACGAUAAUUACACUCUGCAGAUUAACCCCCACUCCGGCAUCAACCCCGAGCACUUGAACUAUUUCAAGUUCAUUGGACGUGUGGUUGGCUUGGCCAUUUUCCAUCGGCGGUUUUUGGAUGCCUUCUUUAUUGGGGCGCUCUACAAGAUGGUUCUGGGCAAGGCUGUCGCCCUUGCUGACAUGGAAGGUGUUGAUGCUGAUUUCCAUCGGUCUCUACAGUGGAUGCUGGACAACGACAUUUCUGGCGGAAUUUUGGAGCAGACUUUUUCUACUGAAGACGAACGAUUUGGUGUCAUGACGACCGAGGAUUUGAUCCCCAACGGCCGAAAUAUCGAGGUCACCAACGAAAACAAGAAGGAGUAUGUUGAUCUCAUGGUGAAAUGGCGUAUUGAGAAGCGUAUUGCGGAGCAGUUCCAAGCAUUCAAGGAGGGCUUCCACGAGCUCAUUCCUCAGGAUCUCAUCAAUGUGUUUGACGAACGUGAACUCGAGUUGCUUAUUGGUGGCAUUGCUGAGAUUGAUGUGGACGACUGGAAGAAGCACACGGAUUACAGGGGAUACACUGAGUCGGAUGAGGUUAUCCAGAACUUCUGGCAGACAGUUCGAUCAUGGGAUGGGGAACAAAAGUCGCGUCUCCUGCAGUUCACCACGGGAACUUCUCGCAUUCCCGUCAACGGCUUCAAAGAUCUUCAGGGAAGUGAUGGUCCCAGGCGAUUCACCAUUGAGAAAACAGGAGAGCUCACCAACCUACCUAAAGCACACACUUGCUUCAACCGUAUCGACUUGCCUCCUUAUAAAACACUGGAGACGUUGCAACAGAAGCUGACGAUAGCUGUGGAGGAGACAAUGGGAUUUGGCCAAGAGUAA